AUGGAGAUAAGUGGAUGGAUCUACGUCGUCGUUAUCAUCCUGGGAAUCAUUAUCGCGGCGACUCUGAUUGGCUGUCUCCUCACCAUCCUCGUCAUCUGGACACGCCCAGUCCUGCAGAAGCUGGUCAACGCCCCUCUGGUCAGCCUCAGCUGUGCAGACAUCAUCUCUUCUAGCUUCGGCGCCCCUCUCUUGAUCCAUGCUUUCCUGCAUCCCGGCUGGGAACCGCCAGGGGCGCUGUGCUGGCUUCAGGCCUAUGCCACUGUAGUCCUAUGGGGGGUAUCAAGCUGUCACAUGGCGUGUAUCGCAGUACAGCGGUACUUCAUGGUCUGUACUAGCAGCACACUUCUGAAGUCUAAACGUGUGCUGUUUUCCAUGCUCUCCCUCACAUGGCUGAUUCCUUUCCUUUCAGCUUUGCCUAUACACAUUGUUGAAGAAGUAAAGGUGAACCCAAAGCUGAAACGCUGCGGGAUGGGAGCGUCUACUAAUCAAUGGGGAAAGAUGCUGCCAACCGUGGUUUCUUUCAUGGCCCCGUUCAUAGUCACCAUAAUCUCGUACGCGCUCAUUCUGUACCACGUGAGGAUGAGUAAGAAGCGAGUAGGCGCUCACGGCAGCAGUCCUCAAAACAGCGCCGCCGAAAGGCAGAUCACCAGAAUGAUGAUGAUACUGUUCGCUGUGUACACAGUCUGCAGCAUGCCCUUGAUAGUGAUGGUGAUAUUUUCCAGCCGAGUCCCACCCGAAGCUUUUACUGUAGGUCAGGUACUCAUGGCUCUGAACGGCGCGCUGAACCCGAUUAUAUACGGCCUCAUGAACAGGAAUAUCCGCCAGGGGUAUAAACAUAUCAGGGACAGCAUGCUGAACAGCAUAGUCUAA
Branchiostoma belcheri (Belcher's lancelet) is the source of this 870-nucleotide messenger RNA. RefSeq names its product melatonin receptor type 1B-B-like. The transcript is spliced from 3 exons. NCBI's taxonomy places the organism in Eukaryota, Metazoa, Chordata, Leptocardii, Amphioxiformes, Branchiostomatidae. Bases 1 to 870 code for a protein of 289 amino acids. Gene Ontology annotation, biological process: G protein-coupled receptor signaling pathway. Gene Ontology annotation, cellular component: membrane. The record is from RefSeq and is a predicted model, not a curated record. Gene Ontology annotation, molecular function: G protein-coupled receptor activity.